This is a messenger RNA of Meloidogyne enterolobii, 1986 nucleotides long. NCBI's taxonomy places the organism in Eukaryota, Metazoa, Nematoda, Chromadorea, Rhabditida, Meloidogynidae. The record is from the annotation of a GenBank genome assembly.
GGGGGUGUUUAUACUUGGAAUUGGUCGAAUAAUCGAGUUUUUUAAAUGUUUGACAAAAUCUUUAAAAAUUAAAUUCAAUACUCGAUCUGCCCUCCCCUUCUCCAUAUGUUUUUUAUCAGUCUACCCUUCCUUAUCUAACAAUACAAAUCCCUAUUAUUCUAACUUUUUCAAUUAUUAAAUUAGUUACGUUGGGGAAAUAAUAUUUUAGAAAAAUGUUUUUGAACUUUUGGGGUCGGGAUUGUAAAUAUAUGUAAAUACCUAGAAUUUUUUAAAAUUUCUCUUAUUUUAUUCGAACAAUUAAAAUAUAAAAAGAACAAAACAAAAAUAAGAAAAUGUUUGGGAAUAUUUUGGCAAUAAAAGGCUCGGAUUUCUUGAAAAAGAAAAUAUUUUUGAGGGGUUUUCCUCCUUCCUUUUUUUAUUUUCUUUUUAAUUUUUCUUUUAAAUUUUUAAGUGAAAGUCAAGCAAAAAUGCGUUGUAAAUUGCAAUUAACAGCUUUAAAAAUUGUUUCAAAAAAUUCCCUUCCUUCAUUAUUUUUACGUUCAGCAUGUGUUGCUUCUACACUUUUAUUAAUUGCUUCUUUAGUUAAUUAUCACCGAACAGAAGUUAAAAUUGCUUUAAUUGAUAGCGGGGCUGAAUUUAUCGAAAUAUUUAUUUGUGCAAUCUGUCCGUUCCCGGGAAGUGGCACUAUUUCUUGGCCUUAUAUUUCUGCAGAUGAGCACAGUUUUACAAAAGUUUCUGUCCCUUUGGAUGUUUUGUUGGCCGUCCCUAUGUUUUUACGUGCUUAUUUGCUUUGCCGUUUUAUGGUAUUACACUCUAGACAAUUCCAGGAUGCUGCUACUCGUUCAAUUGCUGCAUUAAAUCGAAUAUCAAUGGAUUUUCGUUUUGUAAUUAAAACAAUGAUGUUUACUCAAUGUGAACGUUAUAAUGGAAGAGAAGCAAGUACUGAAUAUUAUUAUAUGAAUUCUCUUUGGUUUAUUAUGGUUACUUUUAUGUCUAUUGGUUAUGGAGAUGUUGUCCCAACAAGUUAUUGUGGCCGUUUACUUUCAAUUACUACAGGGAUUGUUGGGGCGGGGGUCUCUUCAGCAUUAAUUGCCGUUAUUUCUCGAAAAUUGGAACUUUCCCGUGCAGAAAAACACGUAAACAAUUUUAUGGCAGAUUCUAAAUUAACAAAUGCUCGGAAAAAUGCUGCCGCUUCUGUUCUACAACAUACUUGGUUUAUACAUAAAUAUCAACAAAGAAAUGGACAUAAAGGGGAUGAAAUUAGAUUAAGACAACAUCAAAGAAAAUUUUUAAAUGCAAUAAAUGAAUUUAGAAGAAUUAAAUGGGAUCAAAGAAAAUUACAAGAAAGGGGGAAUUCUUUAUUGGAUGUUGGAAAAUUACAUACAGAAAUGCACGAAACACUUUGGGAAAUGCAUAGAACACAAGAUCAAUUUGUUGGAAUGAUUGAAAUCUUAACUCAAAGAAUAACAGAAUUACAACAAACAGUUUUAAAUACUUCAAAUAUCCAACAACAACAAAUAUAUCCAAAUAAUCAAUUAUUUCCCCCAAAUAAUGACAGAAAAAUAUCUACAGGAACACAAUUACGUGUACCUUUAAAUAAUUGUAGAAAAGUUUCAUCAUCUACUACUAAUCACCAAAAUUCAAUUCCUCCCCAACAACAACAACAUCCAAAUAAUUUAUUUCUAAAAACCCAUCCUUCAAUAGACAAUUCAACAACAAAAAAACAAAAAACUUUAAAUAAUUCAAUAAUUAUUAGUGGGUUUGAAUCGAAUUUAGGUUUAACUAAUUCUUUGUCUUCCCCUUGCUUACAAAAAAGUCAACAACAACAACAACAAACAAUUUUAAAUAAAAUGAGGGUUUUGGUACAAAAUGAAGAUGAAUGUAUUCCUUUAAUGAAUGAUGGGGAAGGGGGAGGGGAAUUAAUGGCUUAAAAAAAGAAAAAAAUAUUUUUGAAAAAAUGGGUAUAUAUUUAAUGUUGUGAUUGCU